UUUUGAUGUCGGGUGGUGUAAAAGCGACAUCUGACUUUAUUUAGAACCGUUUUUUUUAGCAAAACCCUUCAGUCUUUUGUCUUCUCUCUACCAGAUAGUCGAUACGUACCCGCAACCCUCUCUCAAACCUUUUUUCUAAUACCAGAAAGAAAUCAACUCAAAAAAUGACUACUAACUUGAACUUUGGUCCCGAAUGGAUGCGCGGAAGCCUUCCAAAGCGAUCCAACACGCUCGAUUCGCAAAAUGCGCGCUCCUUGGCAACCUCUGGUGCUGGUGCUCGUGCAACAGGCUCAAUCAACAAUGCUCACGCAUUUGCUUCCUUGGGUUCUUCUAAUGCUCCACCGUCUACAACGGCUUUUGAAGAUAAUGCAACUCAACAACAACUUGCAUCCGACGGUCUGUCGUCGUCCUCGGGUGAAAAUCCUUUCAAGUACUCAAAAGACUUCAUGUUAAGCCUUUAUAAACCGGUGAAUCCUCCAGCAUACUUUGAACGACACGAAUAUGUGGCUGUUGAAGAAAGUCAAGGUCCAUUGUCAUUUGUUGAUUUAACAGACGAUGAGAGAAAGCUAUUGGCUGGACCUGUUCACUCUGAAGUUGGACGUCGCAUUAUCUCUUCGAACAAUGAAAGGGGAAACAAUGGACAGCGAAAUAAUAACAACAACCAUCGUGACAUGUACAACAGUCCGUUGCACAGCCCAGCAUCCGAAAACACGCCCGGUACACCUGGUAGAAUGAACAUGUCACGUUCUAAAGGUCGUAUGCACGACUAUUUCUCGCGAGACCGGGAUCAAUAUACUAAGCGACAUGAUCAUGACGGCGUAAGACAGCGCGAGCUUUCUCAGUCAGAUGGUUUGGGUACAAUCUCACCUAGCAAGUCGCGCGACGGCGAACAAGAAGAGCGUCCAGCAUGGGGAUCUGUCAAUCAGGACACCGUUGGCUCAUUCGACAGCAACGGUGUAUUCCGAGUUGGAGGAGGCAACAACGGUACUAGCGCAUUUGAGGGUCGACGAGAUUGGCAAGGAGGAGACAGAGGAGGGUUCCGUCACCAGGGCGGCGAUGACUCUUUAAGAGACGCAUUUGGUGUAUCUAAUGGAAACCAGUUCAAGGGUGCUACCACUCCUACCAGCGGUUUAUCCGACCACCUUGGUGGCAUGAGUAAUGCCAGUCCAUUUGGUAGUGGCGUGGAAGACAUUUCCGCGUCAUCAUCGAUGUUUGGUAGUGGUGGUCCUGCACCAUCCAAAAAGCAAUUUGCCCAGCUCAAGUGGCUGUACUGUGAUCCUCAAGGCACUGUGCAAGGUCCAUUUGAUGCUCAAGAAAUGCAAGAAUGGUACAAGGCAGGUUUCUUUGCACCCACGCUACUGGUACGACGAGAAGACGAUUUGCAGUUUGAAAGCCUGAUCUCGUUGAUUCGUAAGGUUGGCACCGACGAUGAACCUUUCCUGGCGCCGUUUCCUAACGAGCAACAGCAACCAUCCGCCGAUUCGCCCAGCCAGGCUGCGCUCAACAUGGGUGCUGGCGGUGGCAGCAUGCCUCCUCGCCCACGCACGCUCGACCCGUUCAACCGUCCGUUGGCAGCUUCCUCGCCGUUGGAAGCACCCGGCAACGGCCAUUUUUACGGCAACUCGCCUCAAUCAGGUGCUGAUAUCUUGUCGCCUCAAACCGGCGGAGGACUUGACUUCGGUAACAAGUAUAAUCCCCUCAGUGGUGGAGGUAUGGCCAAUUUGUCUACCAACUUUUUGCAGCAGCAAAUGGGUCAAAACCCUGUGUCCCCACAAUCACCAUCACUCCUCCAAGGCCCAUUCAACGGGUUCGGCUCGUCCCUACUAGGCUCUCGAGACGGCUCAUCACCACUGUGGGAAAAGCCUAGAACACCUGCUUGGCUGAACAAUACUAGCCAAAAUCAAGGCGAUUUGUUUGGCUCUAGUGAUUUACCGGGUAUGAAUCCUUUAUUACGACAACAGCAACAGCAACAGCAGCAGCAGCAGCAGCAGCAUACGCUUAAUCCGUUGUUUGGUCCAAACAUGGGCUCUCCUGGUCUUUUCGAUUAUCAACGAGCAAUGAACGACCAGUUUGGACAGCACCAACAGUACCUUCAAAUGUUGCAGCAAAAGCAGCAGCAGCAUAUUCAGUUUCAACAGCAGUUGCAGCAACAGUUGUCACAGCAACAAUCGCUUGAUGCUAUGAUGCAACAACAACAACAACAGCAACAACAGCAACAGCAACAGCAACAGCAACAGCCGUCUCAACCGUCACCUUUGUCACAGACGGCAUAUGCCUCUGCCACAACAAAUGAACCUAUCGUCGAACACAUCCAGCAGAGCAAGCCACAAUCUGUUAUAUCCCCUCCUGCCACAUCUGGAUGGGGUUCUGCUCCUGGAACGCCAGUGGGUACAAGACGCCAGCCUACUACUCCUGCUCCUGCUCCUGUUGUUGAGCCUGUCGCCACUGAGCCUGAAGUCGAACGGGAACAAGUCGAGGAAAUUGUUCAGCCCAUGUCUAGCAUGCAUUUGGAGGAUGAGGCCGUCAGCCCUGUUUUACAUGCCGAGACAUCCACUUCUGCUACCACAAACACCACACCUUCUGCACCCGCACCGCAGCGACAGCAAGAAGAGGAACAACAGUCGGCAGCACAAUCUCCUGCACCUGCAGCUCCAGCUGCUGCCAAGCCUGUAUCGCUUCGUGAGAUCCAAGCAGAAGAAAUGCGCAAGCAGCAGCAAGAAGCCAAGGAACAACAACAAAAGCUCCAGCAACAGCAACAGCAGCAGGCUAAAGCACAGAAUGGCAAUGGUUAUGCAGCAACCGCUGGUAGCAAGAGUGGUUGGGGUAACGCCAGCUCGCCAUGGGGUCGGGAGCAGGCCACCAAGGGUCCUUCCUUGCGCGAAAUCCAAGAGAUGGAAGCCAAGGAGGCCGAGUCGCGAAAGCAAGCCGCCGCAGAAUCACAGUUCGCAACUGCUGCUGGUAUUGAUCGUUCGGGCAGCCCACCAGCAAACCUCUCGUGGGGUGUUGUGGCUCCCAGCAAGGGUGCUGCAACUGCUAAUGCUUCCAGCUCAUCACCCGCUUGGGGUGCUACAUCGGCACCAAAGAAGACGCUUCGUGAAAUCCAACAAGAAGAAGAGGAGGCAUCCAAGAAGAAGGCCGCCAAGCAACAGGCAGCUGCUGCCGCUGCUGCUGCUGCCGCCGCAUUGGCAAAUCCAACCAACCUUAGCAAGGGUUAUGCCAACAUCGCUGGUACUGCCACAACAAAGGUUUCUCCAUCUGGCGGUGGUUGGACUACUGUAACGAGCCAGCGCACGGCUCCCAAACCUGUUUCAAGCACGACCACCUCUUCUGUCAACAGCACCUCGUCUCCAAUGUCGUCGUCGAAUGCUGUCAAGCAAAGUGGAUGGGAAGUUGUCGGUGUUCCCAAGGCAACUCCAUCGGCUUCCAUCGUCACUGCUCCAGCCUCAGCAUCCCCAGUUGCAUCAAGACCCGCCACAGCCGCUGCAGCUGCUGCAAGAAACGUCAACAAGUCUGACGAGCAGAAGCCUCCCAGUGAAGAAUUUGUGCGCUGGUGUCGCCAGUGCCUGCGUGACCUGAGCAGCGGUGUCAAUGCCGAUGAAAUUCUGUAUAUGCUCCUGUCGUUCCCUCUGGACAACAGCUCAACCGAGAUCAUCCAAGAUAUCAUCUAUGCUAACUCUACUACCAUGGACGGCCGUCGCUUUGCAGGUGAAUUCAUGAAGCGACGAAGAGCCGAUCUCGCUGGCAAACUGAACGUGACCAUUCCCAUGAUGAGCAACGCAGCACUGGACGAUGACUUCCAGGUUGUCACCAAGAAGGGUAAGAAAAAGGCCCAAGCUUAAACAAGACUUUCCGUAGCACAAGAACAAGAAGAAACACAAUAGAGGCAAGGUUGUAUUGUACGUGCGCGUAUUACAUCUCCAUCAAAUAAAGAAAGAAAAUUUAAAAAGCUCGCCUUUCUCUGCGCACAUUGGUUUGCGUGUUUGGGUUUGGGUAACAUGAAUGAGGAUGGUCAAAAUAUUUUUU
Molecule: messenger RNA, 4023 nt
Organism: Zychaea mexicana
Lineage: Eukaryota; Fungi; Mucoromycota; Mucoromycetes; Mucorales; Lichtheimiaceae
Exons: 7
Coding region: 165-3839 (1224 amino acids)
Molecular function (GO): protein binding
Source: RefSeq, a predicted model, not a curated record